Messenger RNA from Gymnodraco acuticeps, 2162 nucleotides. Its product is annotated as A-agglutinin anchorage subunit-like. NCBI's taxonomy places the organism in Eukaryota, Metazoa, Chordata, Actinopteri, Perciformes, Bathydraconidae. The transcript is spliced from 5 exons. The record is from RefSeq and is a predicted model, not a curated record. Bases 751 to 1278 code for a protein of 175 amino acids.
UCUUAUUCUCUUGAUGGAACCACGCUUUCAUCUGGCACUUCAUGCGCAGAUUUGCUGUGGGUUGCAGCACAGACUCCCAGCAGCUGUAUGCCACUUUUAUGAGUCGCCUCAACCACUGUAUUUUCAUGUGGGACCAGGACGACAUGAAGGCCGCGAAGGAUGUGCAGAGCUAGAAGCUGGAGGGAGACAUCCAUCCGCGGCUGAUGUGCUUCGCUCUGUCAGCAGAAGUGAGCUAGCUCUGCAUUGCCGGAGAAUCACCCGCGGCACCAAGGAGACCCAGGCUCAGAUUCAUAGGCUCAUCCAGGCCUUUGAUGGAGAUGCUGGUCGGGACUCUCUGGGAGUGCCACUCAUCAACUCGGCCUGGAUGAGUGAAAUCAUCAAGUCCCAGUGGAAGCAUGUGGCCUGCAUCUAGGAUCCUCCAGGUGUGCAGCUCUACGCACAAACUGGCUCCAGUGUGAAGGGAGGGAACCGCCUGCCAACAUACCGCAUACUUCACUGGAGUCAUUUCACCUGCACCUGAACCGGUUCAUCCCAGGUACUCUGGCAAGUGACACCUUUUUCCAAGCCUAUCUUUUGGAUGGACUGGUACGCUGGAAUGAGGACCGGGCUGUGACAGCAACAAGGGAUGAGCAGCAGCAUCCACACUGCUACAAUCGUCUUCUUCGCCAUGCUGUGAAUACUCUGGCAGAGGAGGUUCUAAGCAAGAAGAUCAUCCCUUAUGUUGGGCCACGAAAAUACACUGAGGAACUGAUGGGAGUGGAGUACCUUUACCAGCAAACUGGUCAAGUUCUGCAGGACUACAAGCUGGCCAUACAAAAGUCAGAGAGCAGCGAGGUGGCGAUAAAGGUUCAUGAUGGUCAUGCUGAACCUGAGGAGUUUCAGGACUUCACUGUCCCCACAUUCCACCUUCAAAGGUUACCUGCUACCUCAUCAAAAGCACUGUUCUCUGUAUCUCCGUCUCCAUCCAACAGCACCCUGUCCUCCCUGUCUGUGGUCCCUCCUUCGUCUUCCACCAGCACCCUGUCCUCCCUGUCUGUGGUCCCUCCUUCAUCUUCCACCAGCACCCUGUCCUCCCUGUCUGUGGUCCCUCCUUCAUCUUCCACCAGCACGCUGUCCUCACUGUCUGUGGUCCCUACAUCAACAGUGUCACCUCCAUCCACCAGCGCCCAGUCCUCACAACAAUCCACCUCAGUCGAUGUGCUUCAUUGGGGCUCACAGUCCUGCACAGUGGCCAAACUGCAACAGAGUGGUGGAGGCCAUCUUCACAAGGCUCUGUGACCUCUACAAAAACACUGCGCUGCGAGGGAGUGAGGGUCUCACGGUUCAAAAUGGUGAUACGUGCUUAUAAGCACAUCCGAGAGUGCGUGAUCACCAACGCCAAGGUGAUGACUGAGACCCAUCCAGCUCCCAGAAGUGAAUGUUGCAACUGUCACACAAUGGUUCAGCAGGCGUUGCAGGUCUCAGGAACAGCAGAUCCUGAAGCAGGGUAUCCCCGCUCCUGACGCAGGAGCUGAGAAGCUUCUUGUGGCAAUGCAGAAAGGGACAUCUCUGUUUCGUGGCAGUUUGGCUGAGCCUCACACCUUUGUUCUGCCACCAAACACUGCUGGUGAGGCAAAGCUCCAGAAGAGAUCACAACCAGUGGCCAUCUCACAGGUCCCACCACCACCUCCAUACUAUCCUCUUCCCUUCAGUGGCGUAAUAAGGUUGUGAUUGGCCCCGGUGCAAAUAUUGUUUUGGGCCCAUCGCCCCAAACAUAAGCGCACGCUGAUGCGCUCACACACGCACGGACAUACACAACCACUCAGAAGCGCCACAUGUAUAGGCUAUCAACAACAGCCUGCCCUGGCCUCAAACCACCACAGCCUGACAACGGCACAGCGAACUAAGAAGAGGAUUAAACCUGUUUCCUUGAUGUUUGUCUCUGGGGAAUGGGCCGGUAGGCCUACAUAGACCGGUAGCUUUUGAUCUUGGCGUCGGGGGUCUCAAUAGCGCCAUAGAGUCCCCUAUUGGUUGGGGCCCUUGGGGGAACUGUUGGACCAGCCUCUCCUCCUGGCUGGCUGGAGAAGAAGGUUGCACAGCGACGGAUACAGCUUCACUUGUGGAGCUACAUGGCAAUGAUGGUGGUGAGGCAGGUGAGCUAUCGUUAGCCUCCGGCUGCCGCU